AUGGUAAAAGUGUUUGCAGUUCCUCUGGACCGAGCUUCUGCACCUUCCAGCCGCUGUCCCUCUGAAGCAGGUGUGGCUGGGCAAGUUGUGGAUCAUCUGAAUGGGAGCUACUCUGCUGUUUUCUCUUUGCUCUGGGAAGGGGACGCAGAGGUUGAGGUAACUUUGGUUCACCCUCGUGAAGCUGUCACAGUACUGAACAGGCUAAACAGACAACAGCCUGACAGGACUUACUUCAAGAGCCUCUACCGCUCAGGCUCACUCUCUGAAACCACCAUCUGUAACAUUUGCCUGCGGCCAACCCAACAGCUGCUGUGUAACUACACUGACCUCCGAACAGGCGAACCUUGGUUCUGUUACAAGCCAAAGAACCUGAGCUGUGAUACCAGGAUCAACCACUUCAGGUUAGCAUUCAAACUUAACCUGCCAGCCAAGGAGGAGAAGCUCUUUCAGAGUGGUGUUAACCUGAAAGUCUCCAUUCACGCUACAGGACCUUCUAACCUUGCUGUGUUGCCAGAGGAUGGUCAGCUGAAGGUGACGAGCAGCUCUGUGACAUCUCUACCAUCUGGUUAUUACUACCAGGGUGUGUGGCGAGCACUGGGAGGCACCACAGUAUCUCAAUUUAACACGUCUGCCAUCACGCAGUGUCUGAAAGGCAAAGCAGUUCACAUGUAUGGAGACUCCACAGUGAGGCAAUGGUUUGAAUUUCUCAACGCAGUUCUACCAGGUCUUAAGGAAUUUGACUUACACAGCCGGAGACAAGUUGGACCUUUUAUGUCCUUAGACUAUGAAAACAACAUCUUGAUGAGGUACCGCUGCCACGGUCCUCCUAUUCAUUGGCUCACUAUCCCAACCAGAGAGCUUCGUUACAUUGCUAAUGAGCUAGAUGAAUUGAACGCAGGCCCCAACAACGUCGUAGUCCUUAGCAUCUGGGCUCACCUCACCACUUUCCCCAUGGAGAUUUACAUCAGGAGGCUACAGAGCAUCCGUAGGGCGGUGGUGCAGCUGCUGGACACAAAUCCCGGAACGGUGGUCAUCAUCCGGACUGCAAACUCCAGAGCUUUGAGCCUUCAAGUUUCCCUAACCAACAGCGACUGGUAUUCACUGCAGUAUGAUAAGGUGCUCAAAGCCAUGUUCAAAGGACUGAAAGUUCAUCUGAUCGAUGCCUGGGAAAUGACCCUUGCCCACCACCUGCCGCACAACAUCCACCCACCACCUCCCAUUAUUAAGAAUAUGAUAAACUGUCUGUUGUCUUAUAUAUGUCCUCAAAAGCACAGUUAGAUUUAGUGUUUUGGAGGUGCAGAUUGUGUAUUUGGGCACUGUGACAGUGGGCGCUGUCACGUGAAACGGCCGCCUGCCCGUCCUGUUCAAAAGGGUUUUUGUUGUUGUUGUCGGCGUCGCUCGCAGCUCUCCGUCCCGCAGCCACUCACAGGGUGCCCCGUCUGUCUGCUCCGCUGCGCGCGGCUGUGCUCGUCUUCGCGCGGUCCUCUGGUCGCGGGUCCUGCUGCUGCUCUCGCUGGAUGGUGCGUGCGGGCAUUCACUUCCGGGUAUGGGUGCCGCGACGGGACAAACCAGACUAGAGGCACCGUGAUGGUUUUACGGGUUUUGUUCGGUUUAAUUUAAUUGAGGAAUUGAGGUGAGCUCAUCGGGAGGGGGGAAGAUAACAGGGUUGUUAAGCCGACUCAACGCAUGUGAUGAACGUUAAUCAUGCGAGGCAUUCAAUAAAUAAUUAAUGUUAAUGUUGUGUGAUUGUCAUGUUAAAGUAUGUUUAAUUGUAACCGAAAAUAAUGAAUCAGGUGACACCCCUGCAUGUUUUGGUUGGGCCCAUGGGGGCGGGGUUACAGGGUUAAAAGCAGGCUGGGUAGGCCUGAUGGGGGGUUGCUUUUUCUUUUUGGGGAUUGGAUGCUGGGACCUAAGGGAAGUAGGUGCAACAGAGUUGGGGAGCUAAGCGUCAUAUGGGUUUUGUUAUCGUUUGUCUAGAUGGAAUGCUCGUGAAUAUUCUGGACUAUUUUUCACCUUGUUUUUCACUGUUUUGCCCGGGCUAAAAUAAAAACUUUGCACUUCAGUGCUAUUGUGGUUGAGCCAUCAUUUUUUCGAACUAUUACCGG
Pungitius pungitius (ninespine stickleback) is the source of this 2105-nucleotide messenger RNA. Its product is annotated as NXPE family member 3-like. Bases 1 to 1278 code for a protein of 425 amino acids. The record is from RefSeq and is a predicted model, not a curated record. The transcript has 6 exons. Lineage: Eukaryota; Metazoa; Chordata; Actinopteri; Perciformes; Gasterosteidae.